Molecule: messenger RNA, 3162 nt
Organism: Moneuplotes crassus
Lineage: Eukaryota; Ciliophora; Spirotrichea; Euplotida; Euplotidae
Source: the annotation of a GenBank genome assembly
AUGUUUAGAAUGAUAUUGCUCACGAAGAUGUUAUGGGCAGCCCAAUGCCCUGCUAGCAUUGAUAUAUCAGCAGAGCCUAAAAGUUAUUCAUUCUACUAUAUUUUAUCAAAUAACAUUGAUAAUGUCAAUGGGAUUCCUUGAAUAGAUAACUCAUGAGUGUAUUACACAGUGAAUGUUGAAAUUCUGGGAUCAAACGAGGUCUAUCUAUACAGAUUUGAUUCCAAUUUGAAUAUGACGUGGACCCUUCGUAUAACAGGCCAUAUUUCUAAAAAUGCUAUCGCUUUGCAUCCAUCUGAUUCAAAUUUAGUAUUUGUACUGAAGUCAACAUCAGAUUGUCCAUUGCUGAAAGUAAAUGGAACUGAUAAAUCCAUUAUUGAACAAUUAAAAAUUGCAGAUUCAGUGGAUUGCAGUUCUAUUACUUUCUCUAAUGACAAAUCGAGCAUCUAUGUUGCAGGAAAAGUAUCUUCAACUCCUCAUAUUUUCAGGGUUGGAUAUGCAGAUUUCGGAUCUACAUCCAUUGAUUCAAUUGAAGUAGGCCUAAAUUCUAUUUAUUCUAUUCACUCAUACUUAAACUCAGGUCAAGACUUGCUCUUGAUCAGUGGGUCUGUGAUCAGUCCUAGUCAAGCAUAUAAUCUUUUAUCAAUCAAGUAUGAAACUGGGACUCAGCAGUGGUCGAAGAAGUUAGGAUGACCUUCAGACUGAGUGCUUACUGGGACUAAUAAUGCUUUAGUGAUUGACUCACUAAGCCAAGUAAUCAGUUACUUUCUAGACACAAAACCAUUAAUUUUUGCAAGCAGCUUUGGAGACGGGCUUCUUGUUGGAUCUUAUAUGGCUGGAUUCACUCAAAGCGGACUUGAGAUAAGUAGCAUUACUUACUCAACUUCUUUCAGAAAAGUUUUUAUUCUAGUAAAGUAUGAUAACGGAGUGUACAAAAUAGAGUAUAAUCCAACCACUAUACAAUUUAGCAAUAGUUAUGUUAGCACAGAAAUAAGAGGAGGAUGGAUUCUUGAAGUUGGAGGGCACACUAUCAUUGGUUCUGGUAUAAAAGAGUCUACUCGAGUAACUGCAAUUUCAAGGCUCCCUGAAAAUGGAAUAGAUGGAAGUAACACUGCAGUUGCAUUUACAUCGACAAGUGAUUCAUUUACCUCAACCGUGGGAUAUUCCUAUGUGCAUGAUGCUACCAUAUUUGUUUCUUCUGUACCUUCAACAAUUUCAAAGGAAGUUUCAAGUAUUAAUCCAAAUUUCCUUUUAAAUGCAAUGCAAUCCGAUAAUUUAGCACUAGAGAUCGAAAUUAUUGCAAGUACCCAAAACUAUGUCUUAGAUACAACAAUAGAAGCCAAUGGUAACAUUGCUAAUUUCUUUCCUUGCUCACUUAGUGGAUCUACUCCCAUUACUCCAACAAUUGAAGCUCAUCCCAAUGGGGAGCCUAUUCCGUCUUGGGUAUCUGUUGGAGCAGACUCACUUUCGUUCGAUUAUAUUGUACCAUCUUCAAGUGAGGGUCAGUCAUUUUAUUUUACUGGAAAAAGCACAACCCCAGAGCAAACAUAUACAAGAAAUGUACAGAUUAAUGUUGCAGCUGUAUCGAGCGAGAGUUCAGCAUCCUCUAGCGAAGAAAGCAACUCAGAUACUAACACUUGUGAUACUCUUCAUUGUCAAGCAUGCAAUUCUUCUGUAUGAGUGCAAUGUUCUAGUGGAUAUUCAUUAACAGAUUCUAAAAAUUGUCAAGAAGUCUCUAAUGAAGUUUCCAUUGAUGGUUCUCUAAACUUAAAUUCUUCAUUAGUUAUAUCUGGGUUUGCAUUUUCAAUGUUUUCUUCAUCAAUGUCAGGAAUAUUUUUCGAAACUUCAUCCCAGAAUAUCUGGGCUUUGUUAAACCAGUACCAGCUCUUCAUUAUGAUUCCAUUUUUGAUUGUGAAACUUCCUGAUGACUUUAGAAAGACACUGGAAGCUUUGCAGUUUAGCUUUCUAAACAUGGACUUCUUGAACUCUAGAACCUAUCCAGGAAUCAGUACUGUGAUUGAUCAAAUAGACUACAAGAAUCCUUGUGGUGAAUUCAGAGAUAGUGAGUAUGAGUCUGGAAGUGCUUUUGUUAACUGAUUAGACAUUGCCAUGUCAUUCUUUUGAAUUAUUUUGCUCAACCUAGCAGUCCAACUAUUAAUAGAAGUGUUAUGAAAAUCUAAAACAAGUGAUCUUCAGGCAAAAACUUACAGAUACUUUAUGUCUCUAUUCUAUUUCAGAUUCUAUUUGAGAUUCUUACUUGAGAGCUUCUUGUUCGUGUGUCUAGUCUCAGUUAAUGAAUUUUUCAGAGUUGUUGAAAUCAAAGACCACACAGUGUCUUAUUUUUUGAGUGUUGGAGGUGUGAUAUUGUUGUUCUCAUUCAUGAGUCUAGUACUGUGAUUAUAUUUGUUUGAUAAACAUGCAUACAAAAACAAAUACUCCAAAGAGUUAUUUGAAGGAUUAAAAUUGAACAAAUUGGCACAACUCCAUAAUUUUGUGUUUCUUAUUAGAAGAUUUAUGGUUGUAUUUAUUAUUGUAUCAAUGAGAACCACAGAUUCAACUUCAAGGCUUUCAGUCUAUGCUAUUCUACAAUUUAUUUCAUUGCUACUGACAAUAUUAUCAAGACCUCACGAUCAGAAGCAUGCUAAUAUCACUGAAAUUGUAAAUGAAAUCUGGUAUUUCUCAACAAUAAUUAUUGUGAUUUGUGUGCAGAAAGUUAACUCUAUUGUGCUUGAUGAGCUACUUAACAGAUCGAUUCUUGCAAACACAUUAACCAUCUUGAUUAUCAAUAUUACAAAUCUCAUUCUCCAAACAGUGAGAUAUAUUCGAUCAAAGAAAAAGAUGAGAAGGAUUAAGCCUAAAACUGCCAAAGUUAGGGUUAAAGCUGGGAACAAAGUAAUAAUUUCAAAUUCCUUCAGAGAUGGUGCAAAUUCGAGAAGACCAAUAAUCAAAUUGAGAGCAAAGACACCUGAGACAUUCCUUGAAAAUAGCAAAGAUCUCACCAUGAGCACUGCGAGGAGAUUAGCUCCAGGAGGUAUAUCUCCUAGAAACAUCCCAAGCGCAGUCCCUGUUCCACUUGGGCUGCAAAGAACUCAACAAUGGGGCACGAGAGACAUAUUAUAAAAGCCCUAGAACAUAAUAUUUAUCAAAAUCUUAAAAUUUACCAAU